CAGGUCUUUGCCUCUGUAAAAAAAAGAAAAAAAAAAAAAGAAAAAAAAAAAGGGGGAAAAAUGCCCUCAAGAACCAGAAAACCCCCCACCCAAAUCCAAAUCCAAAGGCUUUUUUGUUUUGGUCUCACUCCUUCCAUGACCUCUCUCCCCAGAGUCUAUGAUUGAGUGAACCAGACUGUCCAUCCUUCCUUCGCCACACCACUAUAUCACUCUUACCUUCUAUUUCCUGCUUUUUUCAGAGCCUUUUCUCUCUACUUUUCUCUCUUUCAUAAGACCUUGUGGAAAAAAUGUUGCACCCUUUGUUGGGUUGGGUGUUCUACUGUCAACUAGUAUUUCCCCAUUUUUCCCCAGAAAAUGAGGGAAAGUGAAGCAAGUAUAUGUUAAAAAGGGAAAGAGAAGCAAACCCAAGUUAUUUUCUCUUCUUUUUCUUUGCUUUUUUGGUUCUCUUUUCCUUGUAGGUUGAGGCAUUCAAGGAGGAAAUGAGGAAGCAUGGAUGGCAGCUCCCCUACCAUCCUCUCCAGGUGGUGGCUGUUGCUGUAUUUCUGGCAUUGGGAUUUGCCUUCUAUGUGUUCUUUGCCCCUUUUGUUGGCAAGAAGAUGUCUCAGUAUGUUGUGAUGGGGGUCUACACUCCUCUUAUUAUAUGCGUCUUUAGCCUAUAUGUUUGGUGUGCGGCUGCCGAUCCUGCAGACUCAGGAGUCUUCAAGUCCAAAAAAUAUCUAAAGAUUCCAGACAACGGAAAACAUAACCGACCCAAGGAAUCUAAAUUAGGUGGGGAAUCAACUUCAUCAAUAAAUGAUGCCAAUGCUGCAACAACUGGACAGAAGCCUGUGGAUGAGGAUGUGCUGGGUAUGAAUGCAACUACAGGCAAUCUCACUUCUGAGACUGAAAGAAAGAAUGCACCAUCCAAUCAUUCGUCUUGUUUCACGGGUUUAUUGGUAUUCAUUCCUUGUGCUUUCUUAUGCAACUGCUCAAGUUCACAAGAAGAAUCUUCCGAGCAACAAAUGAGCGAAGAUGGCAUGUUCUAUUGCAGUUUGUGUGAAGUGGAGGUUUUCAAGUACAGCAAGCAUUGUAGAGUUUGUGACAAAUGUGUGGAUCAUUUUGAUCAUCACUGCAGGUGGCUCAACAACUGUAUAGGGAAAAAGAACUAUAGACAAUUUUUUGCACUCAUGGUUUCUGCCCUUCUCUUGCUUGUUCUUCAAUGGUUGACUGGAAUCCUUGUACUGAUCUGCUGUUUUCUUGAGCGGAAGAGAUUCUCUGUGGAUAUCACCUCCAAGUUGGGCAGCAGCUUCUCCUUGGUGCCGUUUGUUAUUGUGGUGGCAGUGUGCACCAUUUUGGCUAUGAUUGCAACCCUACCACUUGCUCAGCUAUUCUUCUUUCACAUUCUCCUCAUAAAAAAGGGAAUUAGCACAUAUGAUUACAUCAUAGCUCUAAGAGAGCAGGAGCAACAAGGAGUUGGAGGUCAGCAGAGUCCCCAAAUGUCUCCUGCAAGCUCACUUACUGGGUUAAGCAGUGCUAGCUCGUUUACAACUUUCCACCGAGGUGCGUGGUGUACACCUCCACGCUUGUUUCUUGAAGAUCAGUUUGAUGUGGUUCCUCCAGACACUGGAUCAGUUAGUUCAUUAGGGAAAAAGGUGGUGGGAGAUGAACCAAUCAAGAAAAAGAACCCUGGUGCAGUAAAGAUUAGUCCAUGGACAUUAGCUCGUCUAAAUGCAGAAGAAGUUUCAAAGGUUGCUGCAGAAGCAAGAAAAAAGUCAAGGAUUCUGCAGCCUGUUGCAAGACGGGAAGCACCAUUUGGACUAGAAACUGACAGCAGCUUUGGCAGUAGUGGCCGCAGGAUGGUGCCAAGGCCUGAGAACAAUAGAAGAAGAACUAAUAAGCGGGUACGUCUCCCAGUGGAACUACCCCUUGAACCCCUGACAAAGGUUUCAGCAAGAACUGUUGAUAACAAUAAAAAUGAUGUGAUCACUGAGACAUCCACAAGUUUAGCUCCUCUUCAGCUGGAAGCACGGAGUGCUUUCCGAACAAGCCGUGCCAUGUCAAGCACUGGUGGGAUUGUUGCUUCUUCUCCUGAGAGCAGUUUAGACUCACCUGAUCUCCAUCCAUUUCGGGUCUCAUCAUCAGGAGCUGAAGAAGCAAGGCGGCUCACAGGUCUAUCUGCUGCUGGUGCAGCUGCUCAGAAGGGAAUCCCAUUGUCUAGGUCAACAAGUGAUGGGUAUGAAGCAUCUGGUGGGGAAGACAGUGAUCGAGUUCCUUCCAGGACCGUUCAUAGGUUGACAAACUGGAGUAACUUUCUUUUUAACUCUGAUCCAGUUGAGAGGGUUGGAACAUUGAAUGCCUCGGCAUCAUCAAGUCAGGCUAACAUGAUGAGAAAGCUUUGAACUGGUGGAAUGAUUGGAUUUGAUCACUUGAAUAUUAUGGAGAAAAGUUUAAGAUUAUUUCAUUUGUGUGCCAAGGCAUAUGGAGAACCAAUUUACCAUCCUCAACUUUGGUGGAUUGACGUGGCAGAUGGUUUUGAGAUCUUGGAAUCAAAGGUCUGACAGAAGACAAUGAUAGGCUGUAAAGAAAUCUUAAAAUUCAGGUUUCAGUCAUAGAAUGUGCUUCGUCUUUUUUUGUUUUUUCAGUUUGAACUUCAUUGCGUCUGGUCUUAUAUUCUUGCUGCCAAAACUUACCAGAAAGCAAGUCUGAUGUAUUGCUUGAAAAACUCAUUUGUCCUCCCUGUGUUGGUUUCUGUUAGAGAUGGGUUCAUGAUGGAUGGCUUUGGUUAAACCUCUACUGAUGCUUGUUGAGGUCCUGAAGAAAAAUUAAGAAACCUUGAGAAAAUCCAGUCUACUUCAUCUUGUAAUUGCUGCUGCUUUUCUGAACCUGUUUGUCACUUGUAAUCUUUUACUAAAUGAUCUGUAGCUCUAGCUUUGUUUUUGGCUCUCAAUUGUAUUUUUUAACAUGGCUCUUCCAACGUUGACGGAAGGAGGCUUUUCUGAGUUGAUGAUUUGUUUCUUUGGGUUGAUGUUUU
Vitis riparia (riverbank grape) is the source of this 3010-nucleotide messenger RNA. RefSeq names its product probable protein S-acyltransferase 22. Gene Ontology annotation, molecular function: protein-cysteine S-palmitoyltransferase activity. Bases 480 to 2378 code for a protein of 632 amino acids. Gene Ontology annotation, cellular component: endoplasmic reticulum; Golgi apparatus. Lineage: Eukaryota; Viridiplantae; Streptophyta; Magnoliopsida; Vitales; Vitaceae. Gene Ontology annotation, biological process: protein targeting to membrane; peptidyl-L-cysteine S-palmitoylation. The transcript has 9 exons. The record is from RefSeq and is a predicted model, not a curated record.